This is a messenger RNA of Dictyostelium purpureum, 2484 nucleotides long. RefSeq lists its product as uncharacterized. Gene Ontology annotation, biological process: activation of GTPase activity. NCBI's taxonomy places the organism in Eukaryota, Evosea, Eumycetozoa, Dictyosteliales, Dictyosteliaceae. Bases 1 to 2484 code for a protein of 827 amino acids. Gene Ontology annotation, molecular function: GTPase activator activity. The record is from RefSeq and is a predicted model, not a curated record. The transcript has 5 exons.
AUGCUUACAAAUAGAAUUUUAUUUUCAAAAGAGAAUGUAUUUGUCUACCCUCCAGAAAUAGAAAAAGGUAUAAAAGGUACAAUAUCAAUAUGUAGUUUAGAUAAAGGGUCUAUAUAUUUAUGUUGGAUACCAGAUUUAGAUCAAGAUGAUAGUCAAAAUACUUCACAAGACGAUAAUGACAAUAGUAAUACAAAUACAAUGUUUAAUAAAAAUCCACUAGCAGCCAGCACAAUUGUUGAAAUUGAUGACCAAAAUUCAUGGGUGGUAAGAGUGCAUAUUAAAGAAUUAAAGUCAAUUAAAAAGUAUACACCAAAUAUAGGCACACCAUAUAUUAUAAUCACCAGUAGAAAGGGUACAGCUUUCUUUCCUUUCUUUUUUGAACAUGGAGGUGUUAGAGAAUUUUUAAAAUCAUUAUCACAAAUUAUACAUUUAAAAAAAUCAAACCUUGAUUCAAAUUUUUUUACAGUUGUUGAUUUUUCAGAUCCAGUACAAAGAAGUUUAUCAAGUAUGAAUUUGUCAGAGUUUUAUAAUGAGGAGGACCAAGAGCAGCCUCAACCAUUACAGCAGCAGCUCUUUAGUGAACCAUUAUCACCGCAGCAACCCCAGCAAGAAUCACUAUAUCAACAAUUAAAAAGACAGCAAAAAUUAGAAGAGGAUUUUAAUAAAGAUUUAACAUUUGAACAUGAUAUGGAGUUACACAAUCAAGAAAAAGAUUCAAAAUAUUCACUUUUAUCAUCAACUAACCAAUUAAAGAAAGCACAAGAAAUAUCUGUAUCAUUAGCCAAUAGUUUUAAUAGUAAUAAUAGUGGAAACAAUAGUACAAAUACGAGUUUCAAUACAAGUAGUAAUAUUAAUAUUAAUAGCUCCAACAGUACCAAAUCAAAUAAUACCAACAUUCUUAGUAGUUCAACAUCUGUAUUACAACCUCCAAUACCAUCAGUAUCAACAUCAUUUAGUAAAUCUACCAAUGGUCUAUCAUUAUCAUCACUAUUAUCUAGAUCUACAUCACCAACAUCACCAAUACCAAUUGAAAAAAAUAAUACAUCCAUUUCAACAUCACCUUUACCAUCACCAUCAACUACCAAAUAUUUAUCAACAAGUGUUGGCAGCGAUAAUGAAGCAAAUAAAAGAGAUAGCGAUAACAACUCAUUAUCGACUUCACCAACAAAUAAAAGAGCAUUAAAACGUGAAAUAUCCUCAAGUAUAUUUGAUAACUUUGCAAAGGUUAACCAGUUGGCAAAAUCUGUACAAAAAAAUAUCUUUGAAGAACCAGCAAAGAAAAUAGAUAAUCAUUUUAGAAAUUUAAUUAGUGGAUCAAAAACAUCAUCAAUAGGAUCACAAUUAUCACCACAGAAUCCAAAUAAUCAAUAUUUUGAUAUAUUAAAUGAAUCAACAUCAUCAUUGAAUGCAUCAACCGAUUAUUUUACACCAUUUAAUAUAUCAUCAUCCAACUUUUCAAUAGAGUUGGGCGUAAACAGAAGAGAAUGCAAUCCUUUAUCACCAAGUGAAUGGUAUAGCUAUUUUGAUGACGAAGGAAGAAUAUGUUUAGCAAACCAACAAAUAUUAUUAAAGAAAAUAUUCUAUGGAGGUAUUGAUGAUUCAAUUCGUCAAGACGUUUGGCCAUUUUUAUUGGGUUUCUAUUCAUUUGACUCUACUUAUUCUAGCAGAGAAGUGGUUAAAUAUGAAAAAACUCAACAGUACUUCACAAUUAAGAGACAAUGGGAAUCUAUAUCAUGCGAACAAGAAUCAAGAUUUUCAAAAUACUCAUCUAGAAAAAUGCUCAUUCGUAAAGAUGUCAUUAGAACCGAUAGAUUGCAUCCAAUGUUCGUGUAUGGAGAGGAUGAUUUUGACCAAAAUCCAAACCUAAAGCUAAUGAAUGAUAUAUUGCUCACAUAUUCAUUCUUUAAUUUCGAUAUUGGUUAUGUGCAAGGUAUGAGUGAUUUAUUAUCACCCAUUCUCAACGUUAUGAAAUGCAAAGAGGUAGAGUCGUUCUGGUGCUUCAAGGGCCUAAUGGAUAGAUUAGAGAGUAAUUUCCACAAGGAUCAAAACGGUAUGCACACUCAACUAUCAACAUUAUCAAAACUUUUAAAGUUUAUAGAUUUAGAACUAUACUCUCAUUUGGAACAAAACAACGGCGAAAAUAUGUACUUUUUCUUUCAGUCUAUUUUAAUUUGUUUCAAGAGAGAAUUUUCAUUUGCUGACGUCAAAACUCUUUGGGAAAUAUUAUGGAGCAACUAUCUAACUAAAAAUAUACCAAUUUUCAUGUGCUUAUCAAUUUUAUUAAAAGAAAGAAAUAAUAUAUUGGAAGAAAAUAUGGCAUUUGAUCAAAUCUUAAAAUUAAUAAACGAAAAAUCAAAUAAAAUGAACUUGGAGGACAUCUUAAUUGAUUCAGAGUCACUUGUAAAAUAUUUCAUAGUAAAACAAAUGUCUAUAAACGCAGAUAAAUCAUUAAUAAAAUUAAAAGAAUCAAUUUCAAUUUAUUAA